ACAUCCGUUAGAACUUUCAAAUUAGACAGCGUACGUACGACGACACACGCACGCGAGCGAGCGAGCGAGCGAGCGAGCUUGAGGCUGGCCUUUCGGAAAGUGCGCGAACUCAGCGGUUUCUUCUGAAUCACGUUCUACGUGCCGACGCCACCACGGAACUGAACGAUACGAUGCCGCACAAUAUCUACUACUCCGACAAGUACUACGACGAUAAGUACGAGUACAGGCAUGUGGUUUUACCAAAAGAAAUGGUGAAGCUGGUGCCGAGAACUCACCUAUUGUCUGAGCAAGAAUGGAGAGCUAUUGGAGUACAGCAAAGUCAAGGAUGGGUACAUUAUAUGAUUCAUGAUCCUGAACCACACAUUUUGUUAUUUAAGAGGAAAAUAACGACGCCAGUGGAGAUGAGGAGGGAGGAGAAUUAAAUGCAGCAAAGUUAUGUCGUCUUGUAAAUAACAAUUCAGAUCAUGUUCAUAUUUAUAGUGGAACUAUUUACGAUCGCCUACUAUUUUCUCUCAUUCUUCUUCUUGAUCUCGACAAUAAGAUCGACAAUGUGUUCCGUAAAUACGUCAAAUUCGAUUUCUAAAAGUUUAACUGAAAAAAAAUUGCAAACCAAUCAUAUAAAAAUCUUAGUAAAAUUCCACAGAAUAGUAUGUCCAUGGUCGUUUCUAUCUUUAAUUACUUCGCAUUGUCAUUUCGUAAAAAAAUGUCAAGCAAGUAUUUUGUAUAUAUGUCUAUAGAGUAUGCUAGUUUUUAAUUCCAUUUUAGCUCUUCCAUUUUUCUCUUUUUGCAUUUUGGAACUCGGGACUAUAAGAGAUACGUUGCGAUAUAUUAAUUCCGAAACAAAAUAAAAUAUUCUAGUUGUUUCCAAAGACUGUAAUGCUCCGAAGCGAAGUGAUUCAUAGGAAUAUGUGAUUACAGUGCCUUCUCAUAUAGGAACUUAGUCUAAAAUUCAUCGAUUUAAAUUAAGGCAUCUAAAAUAAUGAUUUUCUUUUUUAAGUUUGAUACUUAAUGCAAAAAUUUUAAUUUAUAUAAGUGUAAACAAAUCGUUAAAUUCAAUGUAAUUCAUUCACUUUGAUUUUAGUACCUUGACUUUGAUACGAGAAGUUUAUUUUUUCGUUACGCGAUUUUUGUAUUCUCUUGUUUCAAUUAAACCUCUGUGCCGUAUAUGAUUUUUAUGUAUCUCGAAAGCUAUAUAAUUGGCUGUAUUAAGUUCACACUCGAAUUCAAGCUUUCCUAUUUUAUAUUUGCUUAGCAUCCGAUCGAUUUUGGUUUGCCUUUUAUAAAAAAAAAAGAAAAA
Monomorium pharaonis (pharaoh ant) is the source of this 1297-nucleotide messenger RNA. It is a transcript of the gene Cks30A, whose product is annotated as cyclin-dependent kinases regulatory subunit. Gene Ontology annotation, biological process: regulation of mitotic cell cycle. The transcript has 3 exons. The record is from RefSeq and is a predicted model, not a curated record. Bases 171 to 422 code for a protein of 83 amino acids. Gene Ontology annotation, cellular component: cyclin-dependent protein kinase holoenzyme complex; SCF ubiquitin ligase complex. Gene Ontology annotation, molecular function: cyclin-dependent protein serine/threonine kinase activator activity; histone binding; ubiquitin binding. NCBI's taxonomy places the organism in Eukaryota, Metazoa, Arthropoda, Insecta, Hymenoptera, Formicidae.